Molecule: messenger RNA, 2297 nt
Organism: Rattus norvegicus (Norway rat)
Lineage: Eukaryota; Metazoa; Chordata; Mammalia; Rodentia; Muridae
Gene: Dpm1
Product: dolichyl-phosphate mannosyltransferase subunit 1, catalytic
Exons: 9
Coding region: 27-809 (260 amino acids)
Biological process (GO): GPI anchor biosynthetic process; protein O-linked glycosylation via mannose; dolichol phosphate mannose biosynthetic process
Cellular component (GO): endoplasmic reticulum membrane; dolichol-phosphate-mannose synthase complex; membrane
Molecular function (GO): dolichyl-phosphate beta-D-mannosyltransferase activity
Source: RefSeq, marked provisional
CUUCCGGCGCCUCGCGCAGAUUCGUCAUGGCUUCCACGGGGGCGAGUCGCAGCCUUGCUGCGUCUCAGCGGCCGCCGCAGGGCCGCUCCUCACGGCAGGACAAGUAUUCGGUGCUUUUGCCCACCUACAACGAACGGGAGAACCUGCCGCUCAUCGUGUGGCUGCUGGUGAAGAGCUUCUCCGAGAGUGCAAUCAACUAUGAAAUUAUAAUCAUAGAUGAUGGAAGCCCAGAUGGGACAAGAGAAGUUGCUGAACAACUGGAAAAGAUCUAUGGGCCAGACAGAAUUCUCCUAAGACCACGGGAGAAAAAGCUGGGCCUUGGAACUGCCUAUAUUCACGGAAUAAAACAUGCCACAGGAAACUAUGUCAUCAUUAUGGAUGCAGACCUCUCGCACCAUCCCAAAUUUAUUCCUGAAUUUAUCAGGAAACAAAAGGAGGGUAAUUUUGAUAUCGUCUCUGGAACUCGCUACAAGGGGAAUGGGGGUGUUUAUGGAUGGGAUUUGAAAAGAAAGAUAAUCAGCCGUGGGGCCAAUUUUAUAACUCAGAUUUUGCUGAGACCGGGAGCAUCAGAUUUAACCGGAAGCUUCAGAUUAUACCGAAAAGAAGUUCUACAGAAAUUAAUAGAAAAGUGUGUCUCCAAAGGCUACGUCUUUCAGAUGGAAAUGAUUGUUCGAGCAAGACAGAUGGAUUACACCGUUGGUGAGGUUCCGAUUUCAUUUGUGGAUCGAGUGUAUGGUGAAUCCAAGUUGGGAGGAAAUGAAAUAGUCUCAUUCCUGAAAGGGUUACUGACUCUCUUUGCUACUACAUAAAAGAACUUACUCAUUUAUGCUUCCCGUGUUCAUUUCAAUUAAAAGUAAGAGAAGCCCGGGUCACUGAUUUUUAUCAAUGUUCUCUUAGCACAUGAACCAAAGGUAAGAUACAUUUAAUAUGGAUCUUUUUUCUGGAGAAACUCCAUUCUAUAUUUCAAAUUAAAAUGUAAAGUUCUUGGUUUAGUGAGCAAUGUCCUCAAUUUUCAUGUACAUUAUACUGUAUUAUUAAUACCUAUAAAUAAAUGUAUAUAGGUUUUGCAUAAAAUGUUGCUGCUUUCAUUUAGAUCAUGUGAGGGCAGUUUCUUAUGAAUAUGGGAUACUUCAUAAAACUAGAUUGUUAUUUCUUUAUAUCUAGAUGUUAGCAAGGAAGCUUAAUUAUAUUUAUGAAAUAUAGUUAAUAUAUGAACUAGAAAAGAAAAUCUCUGAUCGUAAAGUCCAUCUCAGCUUUCUGACCCUCGAUGAAGUGACACUCCCUCCCUACAUGCAGACUUGGCAUUAUCCUGGGGAGGUGCUUGUCCAAUUAAAGCAGACUUGUGCAGCAGAGUGUGCAGUGGGUGGGGACAGCUCGGCAGCAGGACACAAAGCUGUACUCUUGGUUUCCUUUUUGAGCAACAACUUCUAUUCAGAAGAAAAGUGUUUUAUCUCAAAAUAUUUAUUUCUAAAUUAUUUCAAUACAUCAACAAAACUUGUCUCCAUGACAGAAAAAUAUCGAUACUAUUUUUCUUCAUCCAGAAAAAUAAUCUACUGGUUAGAAUGAAGGCUCAGUUGCUCCCUGCAGCCAGAACACAUACUUCAUUUAUCAAGUCAGUGAGUUUCUAUCUGUAACAUAGCUUUCAGAUCAUGUAGUAUGUUUCAGGGUCUCUGUGUAGCCCUGGCUGUCUUGGAACUGACUUUGUAGACCAAACUUGCCUCAAAUUCAGAGAUCCAUCUGCCUCUGUCUCCCAAGUCAUGUUUAGGUUUUUAGUGAAUACAUGAGAUCUGGUUGCCUGUCCUUUGCAAGAAAAAAGAAGAGACAUCUGUCUCUAAGUUACUGCAUAAUCACAUUUAGUGAACAGAGUCUGGGUGUCAUAUGGCCCAAGCUGACUUCCAACUUACUCUGUAGUCAAAGCUAGUCUUGAAUUACUGGUCCUGUUUUGUUCACCUCUCAAGUUCUAGGACUGUGGUGUGCACAGUCACACACCCAACCUGUGUACUUGUUUUCCACCUUACUUGAGCUGCUAAAGAAACUCAAAGUCUUAAGUGUUGCUUCCAUCCUUCUGGCUGAUUGUAACAAGGGUGGACAUUUGAUAAGUAAAGCCUUCCCUGAUUUUUGAGCAAGAAAGCCUUGCCAGGUAGUUCCAUAGCUGGGCCCACAGUGCAUGUUCCAAGCAGGGCCACUGUUCUUGUGUUCCCCUUGGCCAAAAUUUGUUGAGCACUCAUGGGGAAGUGACUUCUUCAUCCUUAGUAACUAGAAUAUUUAUUAGUGUUCAAUUAAAUUUUAUUUUAAGC